This is a messenger RNA of Talpa occidentalis (Iberian mole), 13067 nucleotides long. It is a transcript of the gene USP31, whose product is annotated as ubiquitin specific peptidase 31. Lineage: Eukaryota; Metazoa; Chordata; Mammalia; Eulipotyphla; Talpidae. The transcript has 16 exons. Gene Ontology annotation, molecular function: cysteine-type deubiquitinase activity. The coding region runs from base 1 to 4047 and encodes 1348 amino acids. Gene Ontology annotation, biological process: protein deubiquitination. The record is from RefSeq and is a predicted model, not a curated record.
AUGUCCAAGGUAACGGCGCCCGGGCCCGGGCCGCCGGCGGCGGCGGGCGGGAAGGAGAAGCGCUCCUUCAGCAAGCGGCUGUUCCGGAGCGGCCGCGCGGGCGGCGGCGGCGCGGGGGGCCCCGGGGGGCCCGGGCCGGCCGCGCCCGCCUCGCCCUCGUCCGCGCGCUCGGUGGGCAGCUUCAUGAGCCGCGUCCUCAAGACGCUGUCCACGCUCUCGCACCUGAGCUCCGAGGGCGCCGCCCCGGACCGCGGCGGCCUCCGCAGCUGCUUCCCGCCCGGGCCGGCCGCCGCGCCCGCGCCGCCGCCCUGCCCGCCGCCGCCCGCCGCGCCCGCGCCGCCCGCCUGCGCAGCCGAGCCGGUGCCCGGGGUGGCGGGGCUCCGGAACCACGGCAACACGUGCUUCAUGAACGCCACGCUGCAGUGCCUCAGCAACACCGAGCUCUUCGCCGAGUACCUGGCGCUCGGCCAGUACCGGGCGGGGCGGCCCGAGCCCUCGCCCGACCCCGAGCAGCCCGCGGGCCACGGCGCGCAGGGCCAGGGCGAGGUCACCGAGCAGCUGGCGCACCUGGUGCGGGCCCUCUGGACCCUGGAGUACACCCCGCAGCACAGCCGCGACUUCAAGAGUAUUGUAUCAAAGAAUGCUCUGCAGUACCGGGGGAAUUCCCAGCACGAUGCCCAGGAGUUUCUGCUCUGGCUUUUAGACCGAGUUCACGAAGACCUCAAUCAUGCUGUAAAGCAGAGCGGCCAGCCACCCCUGAAGCCACCAUCUGAGGCUGAUAUGCUGCCCGAGGGACCAUCUUUUCCAGUCUGUAGCACUUUUGUACAAGAACUUUUUCAAGCCCAGUACAGAUCUUCUUUGACUUGUCCUCACUGUCAGAAGCAGAGCAACACCUUUGACCCCUUCCUCUGCAUUUCUUUGCCAAUUCCUCUACCCCACACAAGGCCUCUCUAUGUCACCGUAGUGUAUCAAGGGAAAUGCUCUCACUGCAUGCGGAUUGGCGUGGCCGUGCCUCUGUCUGGGACUGUUGCCAGACUUCGGGAAGCAGUGUCUAUGGAAACAAAAAUCCCCACUGAUCAGAUCGUGUUAACCGAGAUGUACUAUGAUGGGUUCCAUCGUUCCUUUUGUGACACAGAUGACCUGGAAACAGUCCAUGAAAGCGACUGCAUUUUUGCCUUUGAGACUCCAGAAAUAUUUAGGCCUGAAGGAAUUCUCAGUCAAAGAGGAAUCCACUUAAACAACAAUCUAAACCACUUGAAAUUUGGUUUGGAUCACCAUAGACUGCCUUCUCCUACACAAGCAGCGGCAAAGCAGGGGAACAUGGAUCUGCCCCCCACCAGGGCGGGAAGCGAUAAGAUUGUGCUGCUAAUAUGUAACCGAGCCUGUACUGGGCAGCAAGGGAAAAGGUUCGGACUGCCUUUUGUGCUGCACUUGGAGAAGACGGUGGCGUGGGACGUCCUGCAGAAGGAAAUCUUGGAGAAGAUGAAGUAUUUCUUGAGGCCCACGGUUUGCAUCCAGGUUUGUCCAUUCAGUCUGCGCGUGGUCAGUGUUGUGGGAAUAACGUACCUGCUGCCUCAGGAGGAGCAGCCCCUGUGCCACCCGACAGUGGAAAGGGCAUUAAAAUCUUGUGGACCAGGUGGCACUGCUCAUGUGAAAUUAGUGGUAGAAUGGGACAAAGAGACAAAAGAUUUCUUGUUUGUAAAUACCGAAGAUGAGUAUAUCCCCGAUGCAGAAAGUGUCCGUCUGCAAAAAGAGCGUCAUCAUCAGCCUCAAACUUGCACUUUAUCCCAGUGUUUCCAACUCUACACCAAAGAGGAACGGCUCGCCCCGGAUGACGCCUGGCGCUGCCCGCACUGCAAGCAGCUGCAGCAGGGGAGCAUCACGCUGAGCCUCUGGACGCUGCCCGACGUGCUCAUCAUACACCUAAAGCGGUUUCGACAGGAAGGAGACAGGCGCAUGAAACUUCAGAACAUGGUCAAGUUUCCCUUGACUGGCCUGGACAUGACCCCUCAUGUGGUUAAGAGAAGCCAGAGCAGCUGGAGCUUGCCAUCCCAUUGGUCUCCGUGGAGACGGCCCUAUGGACUCGGGAGGGACCCUGAGGACUACGUCUAUGACCUGUAUGCUGUGUGCAAUCACCAUGGCACCAUGCAAGGGGGGCACUACACAGCGUUCUGUAAGAAUUCCGUGGACGGCCUCUGGUACUGCUUCGAUGACAGCGACGUGCAGCAGCUGUCAGAGGAGGACGUCUGCACGCAGACAGCCUACAUCCUUUUCUACCAGAGGCGGACGGCGAUACCCUCGUGGUCAGCCAACAGCUCAGUGGCAGGCUCGACAAGCUCGUCCUUGUGUGAACACUGGGUGAGCCGGCUCCCGGGGAGCAAGCAAGCCAGCGUGACCUCUGCAGCUUCCUCGAGACGCACCUCCUUGGCCUCGCUCUCUGAGUCCGUGGAGAUGACGGGGGAGAGAAGCGAAGAUGACGGGGGCUUCUCAACUCGACCAUUUGUGAGAAGUGUUCAGCGUCAGAGCCUGUCGGCCAGAUCAUCUGUCACCAGCCCCUUGGCCGUCAAUGACAAUUGCAUCAGACCGUCUUGGUCCCUGUCCGCUAAGCUGCAGAUGCGCUCUAAUUCUCCAUCCCGCUUCUCAGGGGACUCUCCAAUUCACACCUCCGCCUCCACCUUGGAGAAGAUCGGGGAGGCGGUGGACGACAAGGUCUCCAUCUCAUGCUUUGGGAGCUUGAGGAACCUUUCUAGCAAUUACCAGGAGCCCAGUGAUAGUCAUGGUCGACGGGAGCACAAGACUGUGGGUCGGGCCCCUCUGGCUGUCAUGGAAGGAGUGUUCAGAGAUGAAUCCGACACCCGCAAAGUGAAUUCCAGUGUUGUAGAUACACAGAGAAAAAACUCGGCACAAGGGGAUUGCUUGCCCCCCGUCUCUGAUCCGUUUGAUAACAAUAAUCAGAUUGCAUAUGUGGAUCAGAGCGAUUCUGUAGACAGCUCUCCUGUCAAAGAGGUGAAACCCCUGAGCCAAGCAGGGUCUGUCACCAAGAAACCGGAGAGCACAACUAAGAGGUCCCCAGGUUCCAAAGGCCCCACCGAGCCGGACAGAAGCUUGCGGAAGGGGAGACCGGUCUUGGCAAGCCAGGAAUCAUCUCUUUCAAGUACAUCACCUUCCUCUCCUGUUCCUGUAAAAGUUUCUCUAAAGCCUUCCCGCUCCCGAAACAAGGCAGAAUCUUCUUCCAGGGCCAGUGGACGGCACUCUUCCCCUGCCCCUGCCCCACCCAAAAAGGCAUCCUCCCCCAAGUCCCAGGACUCCGUGUCGUCUCCUUCCCCCCAGAAGCAGAAGUCAGCCGCUGCACUCACUCACGCUGCCUGCUCCACAUCUGCCAAGAAAGCCUCGGGCCCCACCACGCGGGGCCAGUUCCCUCCUGGGAAGAGCAGGACUUCAGACAGGAGCCUGAGCAGAGAGGGUUCCAGACAAAGCCUGACUUCCGACAGAGCCAGCCUCUCCUCCAGCUCCAAGCCCAGCUCCCCGCGGGUGGGCCAGGCCAGGGCUGGGGAGGGCCGCGGGGGCGGGAAGCAGGUUAGGAGUUCCUCCAUGGCCAGCCUGCGCUCGCCCAGCACCGGUGCCAGGGCUGGGCUGAAGCGGGACAGCAAGUCGGAGGACAAGGGGCUGUCCUUCUUCAAAUCGGCCUUGAGACAGAAGGAGACGCGGCGGUCGACAGACCUUGGCAAGACAGCCUUGCUCUCCAAGAAGGCGGGCGGGGGCUCCCUCAAGUCGGUCUGUAAGAAUGCCAUGGACGACAAGGCUGAGAAAGGCCACCCGCCUCCAGCUACCCAGCAGCCACACGCAAAUGCAGUGGGAAAAGAGCUGGUUGUCUCCAAAGACUCUACUGCUAAACAUUCCCUGCUGUCUGCUCGCAAAUCCAAGUCUUCCCAGCUAGAUUCUGGAGGACCCUCAUCGCCUGGGGGCAGGCAGUCUACUGAGAAAUCCUCAAAAAAGUUACCUUCCAGCAUGCAAACCUCUGCACGGCCUUCUCAGAAACCUCAGUGAUAUUCCUGUAAUCCCAGUGUUUUAUCUGUAAAGAUGUUUAUUGUUUAUUUAUUUAGGGCCUCCCCCACCAAAGCCCUCUAUGCUUUUGUUUGUAUUUUUUGGGUCAUGUGCCUGGUGUGUGUGUGUGUGCGCGUGCGUGCGUGCGUGUGUGUGUGCACGCACGCAUGCAUGCAUGAAUGAAUGAAUGUAUGUAUGUGAGCGCUCACAUGAGUGUGUGUGAGAGAGUUCAAUUGCAAAUUGUUAAAAGCGUCGCCUUAUUCUGCCAUUGAACCAAAUAACAGCCAUAGGCAAAGCAUUGAUACCAAGCUAACUGGAAUUAUUGUAGACAAUACCCUGGACACUCCCCUAGCAAUUGUAUAUAUUUCUUUCUAGAGAACUCUGACUUUGGUUGGACACUAGGGUUUUGAAACCUGUGAACCAGUUAAGCUGUCAUCCAUGUGCUCUGUGGGAGGAUGAACUAUUUGACUUGGGUUUCAUCUGAGCAGGAUUUAUCCUCACUGCAGAUUGUCAUGUGGCACCAGGAGCUCUAAAAACUGACACUAACCGUGAAAAACUGAGGGAAAACUGUUGCUUUCUGCACUUUGGCCCCAUCUACCAGUCUUUGUAAAGGGCAAUAUUUAUCACUGAUGUUUCUCAGGUAUAUACUCAGCUAGACUAGCAUGGAUGCGUUAUCAGUGCAAGGGUCAAAGAGGAAGGUGGCCUGUGGUGGCUGUGAUUCUCCUACUGCCGCAGGUGGAAGUCUUGAGUGCUCGAAGUCUCCCGUGACCUGCAUGUCUGCAAAGGUGCCUGUACCAUAAGCGGUCUUGACCCUGGGGAUGUAUGUAAGAGGCGGCAAAGGGAUAGCCAGAAGGCCAGUCACUAGUAGUUAACUUAUUUUUUUCCUUCCAGGCUUGCUGGCUAAGGCCAUGGGAGUUUUGAAAGGUAGUAGAAUGGUUAACACUUUUGAGAGAUUCCUGGGGGAAAAAAAUGGAUCCUAAGCUGGAUGCGUGAAUCUCUACUGUCCUCCUCCUCUGGUGUCCUUUGUGUGUUACAAGUGUGUGUUACAAGUCGAGCUCUCCGUGCUGCCCGCUGUGCAUGCCGUGGCUUGGCAGCAUUGGUGUUUCUACUCCCUGUGGCCUGGAGAGGAAAGAGGUUGCCCAGGCCCAAGAGUCUUCAGCGGGGGUUGCAGCCCUCUCAGAGCAGCAGUAUGCACGCGUCUGAUCCUGCCUGUCAGUCUGACUUACAACUGCUUUUCACUAACUCCUUUGUUUCUUUUUGUGCUUAAGAUUUGCUCUCUUGCCCAGAUCUCACAAGCAGGAUUGGAGCACGCCCCGCCUGGCAUCGUCAAUGCAAAUCGCCUUGCUUGUUUAGGAAAAAGGGAAUCUCCAAAAAGCCUCACAAAUAAGCUUGAUAGUUUUGCAAACUUUUUGGAGGUAUGCUGACCAUUUCUAGGCUCCCCUCCUUUCAGUAUUUUGUUUAAAGGUCAAAAGAGUCAUGUUCCUGACUGUCCCUGAAUUGCAUUUGUCAUUUUGCCAUGAAAUACAUAGCACACGGAGUUCAUAUGCUUUUAAAUAUUGACUUAAUUUUUAAGUUGUAGACGCAUUGGGUUUGUGCUCUUGGUGCGCAGAUCCACUGUGAUCUCCCUUCUCAGUAUUGCUGGAUAUGAAGUGACCAGAACAACACGUGUGCAAAGCCACGAAUUCUGCACUGCCUUUUUUUUUUCCCCUUUCUUCUUUUUUUAAUCCAUGAUUACCUCUUGGGAACUGUUUCCAGUAGGUCACUUAAUUUUAUUUUGCUGCUGUUUUUAGCUCUAGCAGGCCACUUGGAGUCUGGAGGCCAUUUAUAUAGUGGGUAGCUGGAAUUUUAGACCCUGGGAAUAUUUAAGACUUACAUACUCAGCCUCGUGAAAGUUACCGUAGGCACCAUGAAAUUCAUGCCACAUGAGCCUGUGGGCCAUGGCUCUGGGUCCUGCGCUUGCUGGGUCCUGCUCUGGUGUCUCGGGCUCGCUGUGAAGCCUCUGGUUUCCCAGAGCAGCAUCUCUGUCCCCUGUCCGAGCCUGGCUGCCAGCGGCUGUUAAUUCCUGCUUCUAAAAGCAUGUGAACAGCCCCAUCAGUGUUGGCCACUGCUAGCUUUACUGUAUUGCUUUUAUUUCCUGGAAAGAUGCACCAAAUAGAGGGUCAUUGAUACCAGGAAUUGUUUAAUUUGAACUCUUCCUCUUUCUUUAAGAAAGAAAUUUGAAAUCUCAUUUGAAAUCUCCUCUCUGAAGCAGUCUUAGAAUUAUAGUUUGACUAUACAAUGGGUUUUAAUAGGCAUAUGGAGGGGUGGGGGUUUUAAUCAGUUAAGCAUUAAUAGAAAGUGGUUUAAUUUUCACAGUGGUAAAUGUUUUUAUACUUGAGUCCUUCAGGAAUGGAUUUUCCAUUAUGUUUUGUGUCUUUGAAAAAAAAAAAGCAAAAACUAUAGACUACUUUAAAUUUUCGGUGGGAUCCAGAAAUAAAAUUUCAGUGUCUAUAAACUGUAUGUCUGUGGAGUUUAGUCCUUGUUUCAGAUAUAAAUGGGAAAAAAUUCAGGAAGCAUUAAUGGCAUUAUCUAGGCAUCUUGAAGCUGUGAUAUUUCUGUGCUUGGUAAACCAUGAAAUUUCUUGUUAAACAUCCUUAACUACUAGGUGCAGCUUUAAGUCAAGAAAGGAUAUUUUGCCCCAAAGUUUAGAGGUGCCCUUUGACCUGAGAAAUACCUUACUGUACUUCUUCAGUUCAUUUGUUAAUAGUGUUAGGAACUUGGGGUGUGUUUUGUUUACUUACUGCACGAUGAGCAUGUGUGUGUUUGGGUUAAAAGUCAUUUGCAAAGGACGGUAGGCCCGAUCAGAACACUCAUUUUCUGGUACACAUAAAAUAAUCAGCAGUAGUGUUGCGUCUGUAAAGUUUGUUUGCUUUAAGGAAACUUUUUAUUCUUCUCGUCUUUUCCUGUACACAUCCAAUGCACUGAGACUCUUACCGUUCCUUAAGAAAGCCCUGUGCAAGCCUGGCCUCUGUUAAACCCUUCUCUAAUGUAGAAGCGUAAAGAAACUGUUAAGCUUAUGCCAUCUCAAGACCUUCUCCCCUUUUGUAUUUUCUAAUCCUGAAAGCAGCCUACCAGAAAUAAGUCUCCUACGCUGGGCUAACGGAGACAGACGUGGAAGUGUUUGCCGUAUGCUGUAACACUGCACUUAGCUGGGAGGCUGUCCUGGCUCUUUGUAAUCAUUCUUUCAUCAUUCAUUCAUUCAUUCAUUCUGCAAGCAUUUGUUGAGGGCCAGCUUUGCUUGUAGAGGCAAGCUGGAAGCUUCAGGAGUUGCUGUGGCUGAGCAGCCCGGGGGGCACAGCCCAUGACCUGGGAAUGCCGAUCAUGUCCUCGGAGCUACAGGCCUCUGGAACAGAAAGAAGGGAAGGAUUCUCGGUGAAUUGGCCAAGGCCCAGGAGCCUCUAAUGCAAAUCUGUCGUGUUUUGGAAACCAACAGUGCUCUUCAUCUUUGGAAUCAUUCUACUCUGCCAUCCACUUUUCAGACUGAGCUCUCUGUGUUCCUUAGGGGUCAAAAGUCUGUUGCAAAGUCACUUCAUCAGAAUUUGGUCAUCUGUGUUCGUAAGAGAUGGACCAGGGAUAUUUCUUAGGUUAUCCUAAAAUAAGUACCAUGAAGAAAAAUAGGAACGGUACAUAAAAGAAACAGUAGUGUCAACUUUUAGGAACAAUGAGAAGAAAGUAGUUGCGAACAAAGCUCUUUUAUUUCAGAUAAACAUUUUUUAAAGGAGAUCGACAUAUCACUUUGCAUCUUGACGUUGAAGAGCCGAGGUUAUCAUUUCUUACAUAGUGAUCGUGCUUACUGGAUUCAAAAGUAAUCAGGGUUACUGGGUCAGAUUUUGAGAUAGUCUGCAAAUCAAAAGCACACUUCCAAUAAAAUAUAAUCCAUGAGGCGCGUUGAACUUUGUAUCACUUGUAAUGGAGAAGAGCAAAACUUGCUGACAAACCAGUGCCUGAAUCAUAAACAUAAACACAAAGUGGCUGUUAUUCUGCAGGCUGUCUUUAAUUUCACAGAGGGUACAUUAUUGCUCAAGCUGACUACAUAUUUUGAGAGGAAAUCCUAUACUUUUAUUUAAAUGGAUGCCUUUGGGUCAGCUUCCAAAAUACUUGUUUUUGCAGCUGCAUUUUAAGCAUGACCAAUUCUUUUUUAACCACAAGUUAUGAAAAGGAUGUUGCAUGGCUCCAACUAACCCAGAAAGCAUGCUCUUACUACCUAUGCAAGCAGCUAACAUACAAAUUAGAGACGACUAAAUGUAAGUUUUUUAAAAAGAGGCAACUCUUAAAUUGUGGAGCUCUAUUUUUGAAUUUGUAAUUUUUUAAAUGUGGCUUAAUCGUCAAUAUAGAAGAGCAUGAGUAUGGAUUAUUUUGCUUUGCACAUGUUUCUCUGCUGAUUUUUUUCUUUCAUUGUUGGCAAGAUUGUGUGUAAAAUAAGAUUUUGCAAGCGGGGGUGGAAUUGGAUACGUUGAACACACCGAUUUAUAUACUAUAUUUAGCCUGAAGACUUUCCUAAAGUAUUUUGUUCUAAAAGAAAAAAACCUGCCAUUUUCUAUAGAUUUUAAUUUUUUAUAUCUUCUAGGGUCCUAUCGUCACAGGAAAGAAUGUGGCUUCUAAUAGUGCUAACAAUUUUAAAACGCUUUUGUAGAGACUUAGAGCUGUUUUGAAAGCUUGGACCGUCCCAUCUGUGGUCACAAUAAGGCCAAACUUGUGGAAUAUGUGGUAGCCUUGUGUAGAUUAGGUUCCAGAUCUAACCCACGUUCAUUUAAAAUGGUGUUUCUUGCCUUUGUGCAGAAGGGAGACCUAUUGCAGACUUGGGAGGCUUUUUCAGAUCUCACACACCCUUGCACCCCAAGACUCUCAGCCUCUUCUGAAUGGCUUGUUUGAGAUUCUGAUUCACUAGAAUCAUCCAGGAACUUUUAAAAACACCUGGGGCCCACUCCCAAGCUUUUGAUCUAAUUCAUGCAGGGUGCGGAGCCCCAGAAGCAACCUGUACUUCAGAGUUCCUCCGUGGUCCUGAUGCAGCUGGCAUUGAGAGCCACUGUGACGCGCCCUCCCCUGCUGUGUCGUGGUGAGAAUUGCCGCGAUACCAAGUCCUCAGGAAGAGUCCUGAGUCCCGAGUCCUCCGUGUGCUCUAUUUUGAUGGAGAGGGUUUCAAAUGAAGGGCCCUUUCUGGUUUGAGCCCUGAUUGGGGAGGUGGGGCAUUUUGUGGGCAGCCCAGCCCUUGGCUGUGUGAUGGGAAUCAGUGGUCUGUAGUUGGCUGGAGCAGGCGGGGUGGCCCUGGGGGUUGUGUCCUUCCCCUGGAUGCGUGGUGUGUCUUGACCCAAAGGAGAGCAGGAAGUCACCCCGAGUUAGAAAAUGCCUUCAAGGACCUUGGAAAAGCUGUCCCUGAUUCUGAUAGACUAGUUGUCCUUUGUAUAAUAGCAAACCCCAGGUUGCUGCUGAAUUUCCUUUUUAGCUCGUUCUUCACACAGAAUGGUUUUUAGUUUAAAGUGAAUGUGAAGCAUUUUAUUUGGAGUAUUUUUUUUUUUUUGGUAAUCCUCAGUAUUUUUUCAUGUUAUUAAAAAUAUCGGAUAAUUUCCAAAAAUUUGGCAGUCUUAUGAUACCUAUGGAGGCAAAUGAAAUAUAGUUUUAAUCUGUGGUGAGCUGAAUGCACUAUGACAUCUUUAGAAUAGUCUGCUGUGCUGCUUGGGUGGUUUCAUCCUGUUCAGCAUCACAUGGCCUACCAAAAAAAAAAAAAAAAAACCCACACACACACACAACUUACCUGGUGUUUUCAACAUUUCAAGGAAUAAAGAAGUAAAAAUCUGAGUUGGAAAUGGGUCCUCUGGAAAGCCCAGCCAGGGUGGGGUUCCCUGUUGUAGUCAUGACAAUGCAAUAUGAAAUCUCCCAGGUGCUAUUCUACACGGGCUGGUGUCUUUACACCAAAUGGGGAGGCAGUGGGGUGUUUCCAAAGUGGACGUUCUCCGGAGGCUCAGAUAUUUCUCUUCCCUGGAGGUUUGCUCACCAACUGUGCCUCUCACCACUGGUUAAAAUUGAAUUCAGGCCUCAUUACAAAAGUAGGUUCUUGAUUGAACUCUUCAGUUUUUACACUGGAAUUUCUGUAGUUGUCUUAAAAGCUGCAUGUCCUAUCUCUACACAAAAUGCUCUGAUAUUUUCAUGCACCACUCAGAGUGAGUUCUGUGUCGUUUUCCUCUUCAGUUGUGCAGUUGCACAGAGUGCAGGAUAUCUCUCCUUGAGGUGGAAAGAAAGUGUAUCAUACAUUUUAAAUUAUUUUAGAUCAAGUGCAUGAGAUGUGCCACUAACGUCUGUUAUUUAUUUGUAUGUUUUAUUCAAGGUGUAUGCACUUUCAAGAAGCAGAAUUUCUAUUUUUAUGUUUAAAGCAUUUUAUUUCUGGAACAGCAGUUGAUUAUAUAGUGUACAGUUGGAAUUAAGAGAAAAGUGGAAAAAUGUAACAAAAUAUAAUAAAUUUAUUACAUGAUGCCCUCUCCAAGCCAUAUUCCUCUUUCUCCCCUUGCCACCCUAAAUCUUUCUGGUGUUGCCUAACCUUGGAAAUGAAGCAGAAAUUGUGUUUGUCUUUCUCUGAUCUACACAAAAUGCUUUAAAUCAAGGUGUUAAGUGAAAAAUUACAGAAAAGAUACACACAGAUAAUACAUCCAUAAAAUUUUAAACGUAACUGUGCUUGCUUAAUUUUCACAACUAGUGAUGAUUAUUCCCCCUUUCCCAGAGGCAUUUUGUCCUAAACCAUGGAACUGGACAAGAAUUCACAUUCUGACUUGAUAGCAAUAUUUCCUAAUAUUUCCUUCUGCCAAACUUCAUGAUGGGAGGAAGUAACAGUACAGAAGGACCAUUCUCAUCUAGCCACACUCUCGCCCCUGAGAGCUUUGCUGUUAAGCAUCCUGUUCUCUGAACGGUUUUCUGGAGGUCUUUACAGCCCUCUGGACAGGACUGCCUAUGUAGGAUGUCAUGCCACUAGUGGUCACUUGGGGGCACUAAAGAUCACUGUCAAAUGUAUUCUCAAAGUCCAGAGGUUUAUGCUUACUCUGUGGAAAUGCUCAUUCAAUACCAUUUGAGAGCAUUCAGUGAGGAGCCAUCAUUCUCCAUAGAAACUUAAAUACUCAUCACAGAGCAGAUAUUUGCUGAAAGCAUGGCAUUAUGGCUUGGGCUUGGAGCAGGAAGACCACUCCCGACAAGUACGACCCACAUGCCAUGAGACCCAUUGCAUCAGUUACAAACCUUUUUAAUUUAAAUAGUAAAGUCUGGCUCUAGGUUCUGUAAAGUGUUUAACCAUGUAGUCCAUUGACUAGUCAAGAGGUUUCAUUAUGCCUGGAAGUGUGUGUCAGAAGACGUAGAUUUAAUUGCCCUGCAGAUAUUUGAGGAUCAUUUUGUCUGUCUUAAAAAUUUGGAAGAUUAUUUUCAAGUAGUUGAAUGAUCAGUGUCGCCCUACACACCUUUCCUGCCACUGUGGCAUUUGGUGCAUUUCUUCGGCUUUGGGGGCAUCACAGAGGCCCACAGGAACAGUGCCAGUUCCCUAGACUCAGGGCCAGGGUGUUACAUUCGUUAUUCCCUCAGAGGAAGGAAGGGAAGCCAGGGCGUGGGAGGAUGGUGCCUGCCUUGGAGUUCCAAGUCCAUGAGAGGUGGCAAUGGAGGAGAUCCCCCUGUACACAGUCCACUCAAAAUCGAAGUCUGAGCUCCUUGCAAUAUCUCCUGUGGACCUGGAUGCUGGGGGCAUGGCCACACCCUCAGCAAGCUUGCUAGCUGGUUGGUGUCAAGCUGGUUGACAAAUAAGCAAGUACUGCGAUGCCAUUAACUUAAUGCUCCCAAGACAUUACUUCUCUACUUCCUCUGUAAUUUCCUGGUGUUCCGCCUAGCUGCCUGUUGCCACUCACCCCUUUAUUUCCUAUACAUUGUCACUCACAUGCCACUGUCUCCAGGAGACCUUCCCUGACCACCCUUCCAGACAUCGCAGCUCACUGCCCAUCCUCUCUCCUUCCUUAUUUCCUCCAUAGCGCUUAUCACCAGCCACCGCAGUCUGUGUAUGAGCUCUCAGGAGAGCAGAGAUGUCUGCCGUUCUGUUCACUGCUCUUUUCCCAGCUCCUAGGAGAGUGCCAGGCACAUGGUGUUGACUGAAUGCAUGGAUUUUUUUGGUAAUCCACUAAACCCUCUGAGUCUGUCUUGCCAUCUAGAAGAUGGAGAACAGCACCUGCCUUGUAGCAUUGUGAGGGUUAGCAGGACUGAGACAACUAAGCAUUCAGCACAGUGCCUGGUGCAGGGGAUACCCCUCAUGAUGUCCUGGAUCAGAGGCCACCCUUUGGUGGUUUUAAAGAGGAGAGGGCAUGGGAGCAUAAUGUCCAUUCCAGACUGGGAGCCUGCCCAUACUUUAGGAUGUAGGGCACAAAAGCAGGGAGCAGUGGCUGAAGGACAGAAGGAUUUGUAGAGGCCCCAUCUAGCAGCACCUUUUAUGACCUACUAUAUUUGUUCUGAAGUAAAUGAGAAUUGGGAAGAUUUUAAUUUAGGAGAGAGAUGAGAUCCAGUUUGCAUUAGCAUGGUCACCAUGGCAACAACACGGUCCCAGCAAGCCUGGUUAGGUGCUUGUUCAGGAAUCUGAGUGCCACCUGGGGAAGGGCAGACCUAAGGCAGUGGACAGAGAAGAGGGAAGCCUCUGGUGUGGUGACUGUUCAGGCCCCAGGGGUGGGCUGCUAGGUUCAAAUUCUGGCCCCAUGACUUCCAAGCAGAACAACGUUGGAUGUGUAUUUCUCUAUAACUAAAAUUCUUCUGUAAAAUGUGGUAGUUAAUCUGUACAUGAUCAGGGGGAAGCUUAAUUGGAGUGAUUGAUUGGUUUAUUGACAUUGACCAUAUUAUACUACUAUAUUUGUUUUGUCUAUGAACUUACUGGGUUCUUUUUAUUUGUUGCAGCCUCUUUUGUAAUUUUUCCUCUUCCUUGCCUCUCUCUUAGAUCAAUCAAGCAUUUUAAAAAUUCCAUCUCCCCCUUAUAAUUC